AUGCGGCCCCCAACAAUACGCUCGCUACGGCUUUCCGGCCACCUCUUUCGUCGCACCUUUGCCUCGGCAACACCCCGAGUUGCCCUUCUCUACCAAGCUCUGGACCCGCCCAUCAUCAACGGUGUGCGCAAGCCCAAGAAGCCAGGCGGAUACCGCGACUCUGGAGCAGACAUUGCAUACGUGUUGCGGGAGCAAUGCCGCAUUUCCGUUGCAACUCCUGCGCAAAACCCCAACCCGACGAAUGAUGUCGACUGGGUUUUUCCAGACCACGAGCAGGGAAUCGUAGCCGCCGUGGAAGCUGGAGCUACCUGUCUAUGGGCAAACACCAUCCUUUUCAAAGACCAUCCUCUGCAGACAUCAUCCGCUUUGGUCCCAUACCAGGAUAAAGUUCGUGUUGUUGGUCAACCACCGCUCUUUGUGGACGCGUAUGACGACAAGAACUAUGUAAACAGCAUGUUGAGGCAGCGCGGCGGCUUCACUCUCCCCAAAUCAAGCAUUGUUUCGCAGCAAGAUGAUCUCGAAGCAUCACUGGCACGCGACAACAUCUCAUCCUGGCCUGUCGUUGCGAAACCCAUCCGCGGACGUGGUAGCCACGGUGUCAAGCUUUGCUCGUCUCUCCAAGAGCUUCGCGACCAUGCCGAUCGCCUCUUUUCUGAAUCUCCAUCCAUCAUGAUCGAGGAGUACCUGUCGGGACAAGAGGCCACCGUCACGGUCAUGCCGCCCUCUGCCAAUCGUCCCGAUUACUGGGCCAUGCCUGCUGUCGUUCGCUUCAACCAUGUUGAUGGAAUCGCUCCCUACAAUGGUGUUGUUGCCGUCACCGCCAACUCACGCGUCAUUUCUCCCAAAGAGGCCAGCGAGGAUCCGGCGUACGAACAACUUGCCAGAGAAUGCGAGGCCACAGCACGCCUACUUCAGACAAAAGCCCCCAUCCGCAUAGACGUCCGACGCUUCAGAGAUGAGAAGGGGUCACCUUUUGCGCUUUUUGAUGUCAACAUGAAGCCUAACAUGACUGGACCGGGAAGGCCCGGCAGAGAGGAUCAGGCAAGCCUUACAGCCUUGGCUGCAGCCGGUCUUGGUUGGGACUACCCUCAGCUUUUGGAAAACAUUCUACAAUCAGCCUGCUCCCUGAAGGACCUCCGGACAGCAAAGCCAGCUUUCUGA
Molecule: messenger RNA, 1161 nt
Organism: Lasiodiplodia theobromae
Lineage: Eukaryota; Fungi; Ascomycota; Dothideomycetes; Botryosphaeriales; Botryosphaeriaceae
Product: D-alanine--d-alanine ligase (d-alanylalanine synthetase) (d-ala-d-ala ligase) protein
Exons: 3
Coding region: 1-1161 (386 amino acids)
Biological process (GO): peptidoglycan biosynthetic process
Molecular function (GO): D-alanine-D-alanine ligase activity; ATP binding; metal ion binding
Source: RefSeq, a predicted model, not a curated record